CCUAUUACAGUACAUCUUUGCAAGAACUUGCUAAUUGAUAAAAGGACUGGGUACUCCUGUAAUGUGUUGGUCAUUUAGUAUGGACAUUGCAGCUGUAUUCUUGGAGUACAUUUAUGUGGUGAAGUGAUUUGUAGUAUAUGUUGAUAAAUAUUGUAUGUCUUUAUUUGUAAACUAUUUGUAAACAACUCCAGACAUUAGGACUGACCCAAGAUGAGGAAUUUAUGGUGAGGGUUGUGGAGCAUCAGACCAGCUUGGCAAGAGUAACUGUGUUCGGAGUUACACAAGCCUAUAUGUUGUUCCCUGCAGGAAGGCCAUCACUGACUAAACAAAGCAACUGGGGAAUGAGUUGUAUCUGAGCAGUUUCAUUGGUAGAUUGCCCAGGAAGGGAUAGAUAAACUAAUUCUAUUAGUCUAAAGUAUGGCUGUUUAUGAUUGGAGGCCAUUCUGUACCAUGACGUCACCUUGCCUUUACCAUCUGUCACCAUCUGGCGAUGAAGAGAAGACCAUGAUGAAGACAACCCUCAUUACACUGCCUCGGCAUUCAUAUUGAGACAGAAAAGCUGAGGAAAAUUAAUCAUCAACAUUUCCAGCUUCCAAAAUGGCCACCACAAUAUUACUUCCGGUCGCAUGAACUGACAUCACUUCCAACGCUUCAAAAAAGACAUCACUUCCGGUUUUCAUCAAACGGCGUUGUUUCUGCUUCCUGUUGCCACAUCACUUCCUGCCAACCAUUUCUUAUUCCCAUAAUACAUUUCUGUAUAAAAACGCCAUUUUGACUGAUAAACUUUGUUCAAUUGUUACCUCUUUGGUUCAUUUUGAUCAUUUAUUUUGCUACUUUGUCCGCAGGACAAUAUACAGGGACGGACCCCAACACUUUGUUUAUAUGAAACGUUUUCUUAUUUUGGGAAAAUCUGCACAAUUGGCGUAGUCGGCAGGAUUCACUUUUUUGAAAGAUGUCUGAAGAGCAGGACCUCAAUGCGAUCCUUAACACGAUCAUGGGCGAUCUCAACACCCUGAAGAUCCAGAUGGGCGAAACCCGGACUCAAUUAGCAGAGUCUACGGCUCGUGCAAACGCAUCUGUACUGACAGAGGCAGCUCGGUCAUUACCUACUCAGUUAACCAACCUGACAGAGGAUGAUGACGUCGAAACCUAUUUUUUGGUAUUCGAGCAUAAUGCUAAGUGGAAUGCAUGGCCGAGGUCGGAGUGGGCGUAACUAAUGGCCCCCUACCUGAAGGGACCGGCGCAGAGGGUCUAUUACGAUUUAACUAAGGAGCAGGCUGCUGAUUAUGAUGCUCUCAAAAGUGAGGUGUUUAAGCGCUACGGUACAUCUCCGGAGCAGCAGACGAGGGAAUGGAGGGAGUGGCAGUUCGAUCCUGAUCGGCCGCUAAGAACCCAAGCUUUCGAGGCUUGGAACAAAGUUUGUCGCUGGCUACGGCCCAACAUAAACAACUCCCAUAAAAUGGGUGAGUUACUGGCCUGCAAAACAUUCGUACAUGCUCUCCCUGAUCAUAUUGCCCAGCAAGUCCGGAAACAACCAUAUGACAACAUGGACACCUUAAUCAAAAUAGCAGAGCAUCAUUGGGCGGCUUGCAAAUCAGGGCGAUUGGAACGGUUCUCUCGCCAUAAUCAACCAGUAUGUGGGACAGCUCCUGAGCCACCCCAACAAGCUCCUGAGCCUGUCGUCUGUAAAAGAGAUAAACCGUUCCACCUUCCCUGCUAUUUCAAGUGUGCGAAGAUGGGAUACCUGUCACCUAAUUGCCCCUGUGAACCCAUGGACUGCUCACUGGUGAAGGGAGAAAGACUGAUGCAUCGGACACAGGAUUAGGUGCCGUGUUGAGCCAAUGUGUUGAUGGUGCUGAACACCCCAUUAUGUACCUCAGCCGGAAACAGCUGGACCGGGAGACCAAGUAUGCCGCAGUGGAGCAAGAAGCCUUGGGGAUUAAAUGGGCUAUCACACAGUUAAAGUACUACCUACUGGGUUGGGAGUUUACUCAGGUGACUGACCACGCCGUUUUGCAGUGGAUUUCACUUCACUGUGAGUCUAAUCCCCGUGUCUCUAGGUGGUUUUUAGACCUUCAACCUUAUCAUUUUAGUGUUGUUUAUCGUAAAGGUUCCUUGCAGGCCAACGCGGAUGCUCUCUCCCGAGCUCAUGACCUUUCGGUGCAAGUCGCCCGACCUGAUGGGUCUGGGCUGAGGGGGGGAGUCAUGUCACACACGUGC
Molecule: messenger RNA, 2220 nt
Organism: Polypterus senegalus (gray bichir)
Lineage: Eukaryota; Metazoa; Chordata; Cladistia; Polypteriformes; Polypteridae
Exons: 3
Coding region: 1217-1825 (202 amino acids)
Source: RefSeq, a predicted model, not a curated record